UAACACUAAAAUGAGCACUUACCAAAAACACCCUCAUCAAAACACAAUCCCGUUGAAUCUUGUCAAGGACAAAACCGUCAUUUGACCCCUCACCCUCACUCCAAAUCCCGCCAACUAACUCGUUUGUGGGGGUGUGGAUGUGUGUAACAGAAAAAAAGAAAACAUGAAGCUAUCUUCUCCUUCAACACAACACAUUCCUCUGUUCAACACAAAUCUACACUUUACUACCCUCAUCAAACCCUCAUUUUCACAUUCGCCCCUCCAUUUUCCUUCCUUACCUGCUCUAGAAUCUUCUCCGUCAUCAACAUCCUCCGCCGCCGUAUCGUCUCCGGCGCCGGUAGCCCGAGAUGAUACAGAUCCAGAGGAAUACGAAGAUUCCAGAAGGAUCGAUGAACUGCUUGUUGUUAGAAGGCCGGUGAUGGAAGAUGGCGGUGAGGAUGAUGAUGACGUGGAAGUGGAUGGAGGUUCCACGUCAUCGGCAAUUGAUGAUGAGCUGUCGAAGUUUGCGAAGAAGAUGCCGAUAUUCGAGCCGAUGAGAGUCGGUGGUGGUUCGGGGGAGAAAGAGAAACCUUUGGUGGUUAAUUUGGAUUUGGCAUUGUAUAAAGCUAAAGUUUUGGCUAGGAAUUUUAGGUAUAAGGAAGCUGAAGAAGUUCUUCAAAAGUGCAUAGCUUAUUGGCCUGAGGACGGGAGGUCAUAUGUGGCGCUAGGAAAGAUAUUGGGUAAGCAAUCAAAGGCAAAUGAAGCAAGGGCAGUGUAUGAGAAAGGUUGCCAGGCAACACAAGGUGAAAAUGCCUAUAUUUGGCAGUGCUGGGCUGUUCUGGAAAACAGAAUGGGGAAUAUAAGAAAGGCUAGGCAGUUAUUUGAUGCUGCAACAGUUGCCGACAAGAAACACGUUGCAGCCUGGCAUGGAUGGGCGGUUUUGGAGCUUAAAGUUGGAAAUGUGAAGAAAGCUAGGGCUCUUCUUAGUAAAGGUUUAAAGAAUUGUGGUGGAAAUGAGUACAUAUACCAAACACUUGCAAUGCUUGAAGCCAAAGCCAACCGAAAUGAGCAAGCUCGAUACUUGUUCAGGCAGGCUACUAAAUGUAAUCCUAAAAGUUGUGCCAGUUGGCUUGCAUGGGCUCAACUUGAGGUCCAACAGGAAAAUUAUCGUGUUGCCAGACAGCUUUUUGAGAAAGCUGUUGAAGCUAGUCCAAAAAAUAGAUUUGCAUGGCAUGUAUGGGGAGUUUUUGAAGCUAAUGUUGGAAACAUUGAUCAAGGAAGGAAGCUGCUAAAGAUCGGUCACGCAUUAAAUCCCAGAGAUCCUGUUCUACUUCAAUCACUUGGCUUGUUAGAGUACAAACAUUCAGCUCCAAAUCUUGCUCGAGCUUUGUUCAGAAGAGCUGCAGAGUUGGACCUGAGGCACCAGCCCGUAUGGAUUGCUUGGGGUUGGAUGGAGUGGAAAGAGGGGAACAUAAAAACAGCCAGGGAACUUUAUCAAAGGGCAUUGUCAAUCAAUUCAACUACCGAAAGUGCUGCACGUUGCCUUCAGGCUUGGGGUGUUCUGGAACAGCGAGUAGGCAACUUAUCAGCUGCUAGAAGGCUGUUCAGAUCAUCACUCAAUAUAAACUCUCAAAGCUAUGUAACAUGGAUGACAUGGGCAUCUCUUGAGGAAGAUGAAGGAAAUUCCAUACGUGCUGAAGAAAUCAGAAACCUCUAUUUUCAGCAGCGCACAGAAGUCACUGAUGAUGCUUCAUGGGUGACUGGGGUAUUAGACAUCAUCAUAGAUCCAGCUAUUGAUAGCAUAAAGAAGCUAUUAAAACUCGACCAGGAUUCGAAUAACAAGCCACCAGAUUCAUUAAGUGAAGAGGGAUCGAAUGUUGUUGGCGAAGAAAGUGGAAGUGGAUUCAAUUUAGAUGGUUUUAUUAGGGACAAACUCUCUCUUGAUGCAUCAAAACUGGAUAUUGAUUUAGGAUCGAAGAAAAGCACCUCUUCAAAAAAUGUUUGGCGACCAAGUAAAAAUAGUGUGUCAGUAUAGAUGUUAUUCGAGCCCAAACUGUAGGUAGUAAUACAUUGAAGGCCAUUGUUGUAAAUCUUAAAGCAAGGUGGUCUAAUAUAGAAAGGUAAAAGAGAUACAUUCUUGUAAAGGCAUUUGAAGGGGAAAGGGUAUGGGGGGACUUCGACGUUGCCGAUGCAUCAGGUCAGCACUGAACCGAGCCCCAUCCUGCCCCCCGAUUGACGUUGGAUCGUGGUCAGGGUUCACAAAUUUAUGCUGAUCGUCAACAUUCUUUGUUUA
Erigeron canadensis is the source of this 2272-nucleotide messenger RNA. RefSeq names its product protein high chlorophyll fluorescent 107. The record is from RefSeq and is a predicted model, not a curated record. Gene Ontology annotation, biological process: mRNA processing; regulation of translation. Bases 164 to 2014 code for a protein of 616 amino acids. Gene Ontology annotation, cellular component: chloroplast. The transcript is spliced from 8 exons. NCBI's taxonomy places the organism in Eukaryota, Viridiplantae, Streptophyta, Magnoliopsida, Asterales, Asteraceae. Gene Ontology annotation, molecular function: mRNA binding; single-stranded RNA binding; protein binding.